AAAAAAAAAAGUAAAACACUUCUUAAUUUGUUCAGACCACUUCAAAAGCUUCACAAUCCUAGCUAGCAGCCCCUUCUUCUUCUUCUUCUUCCAUUUCUGAUAGAAUAGAUAGUAUCGUGUCCGAUUCCAUUUCAAGCUUCAACUUUAUAAUCAGUUAGUUUCUUCUCCUUACUCAUCAAAAAAAAAAAAAAAAGUUUCUUCUCCUGAGCUAGCUCCAUGGCGAGGUCGGUUAGUACUACUACAAUCCUCAACGUCUUUAAGGUUUUUGUGUAUUUUCAAGUAGCUCUCUUCAUCACUCUCGCUCGUGGUUAUGUCAUUUCUACUUCAAGUUUUCGAUUAACUCUGUUUGUAACUGUGUUGGUCCUCACAUUUCUGUACCCUGCUCAUGCUGAAAAAGACUUGUCUUUGUUUGAGUUUUUCGUAACGAUCUUAACUAGCACUUCAUCUGUUGUCAUUAGUGAAUCUCCAGCAAUUGUGAUUCUUAUCCUGACUGAUCCAUCACUUAUAUCUCACAUCAAACCACGGUGGGAAAGAUUUCUAGUUAAUCGUUCUUCUUCUUCUUCCACUUCUCUUGUGAACUCCAACAAUAUCAGAAGAUAUGCAGAAAUCAUUGGUGAAAUUGUAACUCGACUACAUGCUUUCAGAGAUUUUAUAGCGGUUGCAGGGGUUUCCCGAACAUGGCGAUCUGUUUGUUUGAGCAUCAGUAGAAGGCCUCAGCUUCCUUGGCUGAUGCUUUCCGAAACACUUUCCACAGACAUGCGACAUUUCUUCAGUCUCUGCGACAACAAUCGUUAUCAAUUACAAUUAUCUGAAGUCCAAGGAAAACGCUGUUGGGGAUCUCCACAUGGUCGGGUUGUAACCUUGGGUCCUGAUUAUGAAACCCACCUUCUGCACCUUAUUGAAAGGGUACAAAUUGCUCUUCCACCAUCAAACACGAUUCGAACUGGCUGCUACAGAAGAGUGGUUUCGCCUUGUACACAAAUUCAUUCUUUUAAAGGACCCUUCCCAGGACUCAUCGUUACUUGUCAUUGCAAUUUUUGGCCCUGUGGACCGCUUAGCUUUUGCUAGGGUGGCUUUCGACAGAGGAGGAGAAGGAGCGGCUUUGAAUAGAAGAGGACAAGGUCAGUUGUCUAUUGUUACCAAUCCAGACAAUUUGAAAUUCAAUGAUGUUGCAUGUUUUAAUGAUCAAAUAUAUGGACUUUGUGACAACGGCAAGCUGGUGCGCCUUGAACUUGAUGCUCCUCUGGCUGCUGAGCUACAAGUUAUUGCGCCCCAACCAAGCGAAGAAGAAGUAGGCAUUCCCCAAAAACUGUAUUUGGUGGAGACAUCGGAGAAUCUUUAUGGGAUUUUUCUUUACGGAUUUCAUAUUCCUUCGAAGAUGAGGCACGAGACUAUAUAUUUUUUGGUCUACAAGCUCAACUUUGGUGCAUUGGCUUGGGAGGAAGUGACAGACUUGGAAGAUAUUGCUGUUUUUGUUGGUGAAGGCAAUUCCUGGUGCAUUCCUACAAGCACUAUCCUUUGCAGAAGUAAUUGCAUCUACUUCACAGAUGACAAUUGGGAGUGGCAAAGGUACCCAGGAGUGGCAUAUGGAGGCCAUGAUGUGGGAGUGUUUAACAUGGCACAGAGGGUUAUCCAACGCCUUCCAUUCGGUACCAUUGUACUUUGAUUUCUCUAAGACCAUUGGCUUAAUUGAAGUCCCUGACUUCUAUGGUGGCCAAAUACAAUUGGGCAUUCUGGUUUGUAAGCAAAGACGGCCUUAAACUAAAUUCUAGAAUGUUAAUGGUUGUGAUGCUGUGAAUUUAAGCAACUGUGACUCUAUUUAUCUUA
Messenger RNA from Quercus robur (English oak), 1827 nucleotides. RefSeq lists its product as uncharacterized. The transcript is spliced from 2 exons. The coding region runs from base 875 to 1666 and encodes 263 amino acids. Lineage: Eukaryota; Viridiplantae; Streptophyta; Magnoliopsida; Fagales; Fagaceae. The record is from RefSeq and is a predicted model, not a curated record.